This is a messenger RNA of Psilocybe cubensis, 852 nucleotides long. RefSeq lists its product as uncharacterized. The transcript has 6 exons. The coding region runs from base 1 to 852 and encodes 283 amino acids. The record is from RefSeq and is a predicted model, not a curated record. NCBI's taxonomy places the organism in Eukaryota, Fungi, Basidiomycota, Agaricomycetes, Agaricales, Agrocybaceae.
AUGGCGUCGAAUCUCGAAGAUCGCCGCGUACAGCUACUACAAACGCGAAAGCAAAGGCUCACAAAACUUCAAGGAUACAAAGAAGAUAUUGCCCAAAAGCGUAGAGAAAUAGAAGCGGCUGACAUCACAGAGUCUGAUCAAAAUGAUUUGCUCCUAAAACUUGAUGCACGUGAAAAUCAAGUUGAUCAACUAACGGCAAACUUGAAUAAUAUCUUUCUCCGCCAUUGGAACAAAUCUGGAACCAUACAAACGAUUUUGAAAAUUGAAACCGGCUUAAAGACCCUUGACCGACAAUUCAUUGAAGCUUCUUCAGCAAAUCGAGACCUCAAAUCCCGCAAUCAACUCGGGGAGCGUCCCAACAUUUCUUCAGAACAUGUUUUUGAGUCUGCCGUUGUUGAGCAAUAUGAUUCGAACUUCCUAGUCUCCGAUCCUCUUCGCGCUGUUCGUCUCCAGACUGGUCAUCUUGUUGCAACCGAUGAUCCAGUUGUCACUGGAAGACACAGUCAAGCAGCCAGUGUACAGAGUCACGAAUAUUGGCCUGUUCCAGAACAAAUUGAGCAGCCUGGAGGCCUUUCGCCUCCCCCACAGAAAUUUUUCUAUGCAAUUUCGCAGUAUGAUCAAGUUGAUAGCCCUGGUUCCAUAAUAACCCGACAUCGAUACUCGGAUUUCGAAGCCUUUGGCCCUGACAAUUUAAACCCGGAUAUAAUUGAUUACUCAGAACGAUUGCCAGCGAGGCCGUCGUCAUCAUCGCAUUACAGUAGAAUGUCAGAGAACGAAAGCCAUGAAGACCAUGCAUCUACAACCUCCCAGUUGAGUUUAAUCUCCAGCAACUCGCAGAAGAUCAAGGAUUGA